This is a messenger RNA of Syngnathoides biaculeatus (alligator pipefish), 4770 nucleotides long. RefSeq lists its product as uncharacterized. The record is from RefSeq and is a predicted model, not a curated record. The transcript has 10 exons. The coding region runs from base 429 to 1664 and encodes 411 amino acids. NCBI's taxonomy places the organism in Eukaryota, Metazoa, Chordata, Actinopteri, Syngnathiformes, Syngnathidae. Gene Ontology annotation, molecular function: protein binding.
AAGUGUAUUUAAUCUUCUUAUGAAAUGCGUCAUUAAACGCAACACCAUUUCUACUAUUAUUUUAUUGCAACUGCUGAGAGUUCAAAUUUUCAGAUGGUUUGGGUUUAACAACAACAACAACAACAAAAAUGCGAUGAAUUUUAAAAACACUAAAUCCCCAUUAAGAAUUUGCAAAUUUAAAAAAAACGAAAGUGCGCCCCUUAGCGAUUAUAAUAGCAAUCUGCAUCCCAGCCUCAGCAGCGAAGGAUCAAGAGAAUGCGCUCAAUCGCUCCUGGCGCAGUCCAAGCGCUCAUUGAGUCUCCAAAGGAUGUGCUAAAUCGGCCCCAAAUUGGAGAACACACCACCGUGGGGACAUUACAAAACUAUUCCUGACGGACAUUUCUCUCUCUCUCAAAGAGGACCUGGGCCUCCAUUUUAAAGCUGCCAGCAUGAUGAAGGAAUGCCUGCAGUUCCUCAUUGAACCGGCCAAAAAGCUCAAGAGCCGACUGAAGCAGUCCCGGAAGCGAGUGAGGCUGGAAAAAAAAGAGCUGCUGGUGGAGAGUCAAUUAUUCAUCAUGGAGCUGGCCCGAGAACUCAGCAAAAUUUGCCAGAGGGCCAAUUUUCUUCAACACAUUUGGACCAGUGAGGACGUAUGGCCAGCCAACUUGUGCCGGGACUUUAUUGUGGAGUGGGCUACUGUGCUGGAGAGGAAAGUGCAGCCCAAAGUCAGCCUGCCAGACUGCCAGUACCACAGGCCGGAGAAGAUUGACUGGAGGGGUCACCUACUCUGUAUCCUGGAGGCAGUAGAGGAGUGCGAUAUGGGGCCUCACAAGCGGGUCAUCAUGGAGUGGACCCGGGAAAUUAAAAGCAGGCCUCAACCCACCGUGUGGCCCGGUGAGCCGGUACUCAUGAUACUGGACGACUUGGAGUUUCAGUGGAAGAGGGGACGUCUGCCCAAUCUGCUCCCUGCUGUGGAGCUUGUUAUGCUGGCUGUGCUGAACGCAGACAGCCUUAUUAAGGAGGACGUGACCAAGGAAUGGCUGCUCAGAAAGCAGAGAAUCCAGAACGUGGAUGCUGUCCACUACAUACCCCAUGGUGUGUGGAACUGGAUCUGUGAGGCCUCAGAGGACGUGUUGCUGGACCCAGACUCGGCCAACCCAGAACUGCUGAUCUCCAUUGACCAAAAGAAGAUGCGAUGCGGGCUAGAGCGCCGUGACGUCCCGUGUGGCAAUGGCCGCUUCGACAGCUGGUUGUGCGCUGCAGGCCAGCAGGGCUUCACCUCCGGACGCCACUACUGGGAGGUGGAAGUGGGCCAACGGGACUGGCGCCUGGGUGUGGCUAAGGGGUCCGCCGUGAGGCGAGGUUUCCGCUCUCUCAACACAGACACGGGCUACCUGACCCUGCGCCUGGAGAGGGGUAAGGACCUCAAGGCCUUGACGGUGCCCGCUACCUCUCUCCCUCUGAGCCUGGCGCCCAGGAAAGUGGGGGUCUACUUGGACUACGAGCAGGGUCAGUUGUCCUUCUAUGACGUCGACAAGCGCUCCCACGUGUACACAUUUAAUGACAAGUUCACCGAGGAUAUCUUCCCCAUAUUCGGGACUGUGGAGGUGCUCAAGGACCUGGUGAUCAGGCCAGCGAGGGUCAAACAACACUGCCUCUGCCCUGGGCCGUGCCUCUGGAACUGAACUACACCACAUCACACAGCGCUUUUAGGAGGCAGUCAAAAAGUAACGAGCCCAAUUUAAUUCAACCUGACAAUCAGAGAUUUCUGCUCCCCAGAAAAUUUGUAGUUUAAAUACUUUAAAUCUGUAUUCUCACUGUCAGCCAUUUUGGAAAUGGCAUCAUUGUUUGAUGCCCAUCAGAAGCUGAGAGCUGUGAACUGGAUUUUUUUUUUUUUUUGCUUUGGAUGGGGAAUAACUACUAAAGAUUUUCAAAAGGCUGCAAAAGAUGUACGGGCAAGCUGGAAUAGCUGACUGCAUCGUAAAAAAAAAAGGAAAAAAAGAUUUAGACUUGCCUAUAGCUGCCACAUGAUGGUGACAAAGCACCAUUUUAGUUUAAAUGAAAAACCUCAUUUUACUUCAACACCGUUCCUAAGAUGCCACAAAAUGUGCCAAACUAAUCCUUUUCAUUUGGAACAGGAGAGUUGGAGCCCAUUCCAUCUGUCAUUGGGGAGGAAGCGGGCUACACCCUGAACUGGUUGCCAGCCAAUCACAGGGCACAUGGAGACAGACAACAGUUACGAUCACAACUAGGGUCAAUUUAGAGUGUCUAAAAAUGUCAGGAAAAUGAAAACAACUCACUCUGGUUCAUCAGGCAGGAGGCGGGGUACACCCUGAACUGGUUGUCAGCCAAUCGCAGGGCACAUGGAGAUAGACAACAGCCGCACUCACAAUCACACCUCGGGGCGAUUUAGAGUCACCAGUUACUGCAUGUUUUUGGGAUGUGGGAGGAAACCAGAGUACCCGGAAAAAACCCACGCAGGCACGGAGAGAACAUGCAAACUCCACACAGGUGGGGCCGGGAUCAAACCAAGGACCUCAUAACCGUGAGGCCAAUGCUCUAACAAGUUGCUCACCGUUCCACCUAAAAAAACAUCCAUCCAUCCAUUCGCCAAGCCACUUAUCCUCACAAUAGUCACAGGAGAGCUGGAGCCUCGCCCAGCCAGCUUCGGGUGAAAGGCGGACUACACCCUGAACUGUUUGCCAGUCAGUCCCAGGGCAGAUAUCAACACAAUCCAUGAGCGGCAAUAGAUGCCACACUGCCCGCACCAAAGUCAGGCAUGUGUACCACUACACCAUCAGUGAUUCUCUAAAAAAAAAGAAAACAUAAAAUCUUCAAAAAAAAAAAAAAAACAAACCAUUACACUCACCAGAGUUGCUAAUUAUUAAAUGUAUUAAUGCGCGCGGAUUGCUCCAGAUACGUUUGGUAGUCAAAAUUGGCUAAAACAAGUUUUGCUACAAUCAACCAAUCAGAGGACAGAAAAAUUCUGACUUCUUUGAUGGCCAGCUCACAAUAUGAAAAUUCGCCUAACUAUAGCAAAGUUUCUUUGGCUAUUAUAAUUUAACUUCAUUAUCCAGCACGACAGGUUUUGAAGGCCCUUCUAGAAUUAUGUCCCCUCACACAAAUGGUGAAAUCUGAUAGGACAAAGGGAAAAAAAAGAAGAUACUGAUUCACUUCCAUACUAAAUAACGCAAUAUCAAAUACUUAUUCCUGGGCUGUAGCCAUCAUAAAACCUUAAUUAACUGUAGAGGCAAUGUUUUAAGUACAGGGGGUCUUCAGUUUACCAUAAAGUUCUAUUCCCGUAAUGGUGACAUUAAAUGUGAAAUUCUUCAACUUCUGUGGUUCCAUUGUCUCCAAAAUGUAGAUAGAUGGGCUUGAUUCCCCACCGGGUUACAUCCUGGAUCAUGGAGUGAAAUACAGUAUUUACAUUCUAAUGCCCAGUGUACAAUAUCUUUUCAACUUAAUUGCCUUUUAUACAGUUUAAAUUUUGGAAAGUUUUGUUGUAUUUGUAAAGUUUUUUUUUUCUUUUGCAGGGUGGAUUUCUUUUUUUGUACAUGGGGGUUGCUAAACAUGCUGACAUAAGUGUAACUGUGGUUUUCCCCAAAGCAGCUUUGGGAGAAAAAGCGCAAGCCGAAGCCGACAAUGUGCAUGUCCACAGAAUUUCACGUCAUAAGAUGAAUUCUGCUUUGCUUGCGUUUUGCUGAGUGUUUUUUGCAUCACUGCCAAUGCCCCCCAGAACCCUCCGCCUUCACCAAUAAAUAAGCAGAAUAGAACAGAUCAUUUCUAUCUUUAUUAAGUGCAAUAGAUGUGACGAAGAAAAUACAGAGGCAACCGCAUCAGUGUAAAAGUGAUAACAUUUUUUUCAAACCCAUCCAUUUAUCCAUUAGGUCCAACAUAUCAAAAGUUUUUAUAAAAGACAAACAUAGACUGAAGUUGAAAUACAACUUGACUAUAUUUGUGCUCGAACGCAAAUACAAUCUUUAUGUCUUAUAUUCAAUUCCUCCAAUUGAACACCUCUUACUGCAUGAGAACAAUGAAAACGCAACAGUAGUACAAAGAAUUGUAUAUAUCAUACAUUGAGUAUAAACAUCUUGUAAAAUGUGAAACAAAAUACAAUUUAUGAAAUCGUUUGUAGAAAUGUCAAUACAGCAGAAAUAGCACAAACUUACUUUAACGGGUAUAAAUUUGGCAUGUUUGUAUUACUUUAUUUGAUUAGAUUGUUUAAUUCUAAGCACAAUACUCCCUUAAUGUGCCGCACUGACGAUAAAACCAAUUGAGGGAAUUAAUAAACCUUCGGAAUAAUCCACAACAUACGUUAUUAGUUAUUGUGGUUUUCUAAAUAUGACAAAACAAAAAAGAUUUAUUGAACUAGGGUUGCAAGGGCGUCGUGUCAUUCUGGAUUAACCACAGUCGAGAUUACCUGUAUACUUUUAAUGUAUGUACACUAUGUGUGCGUGACUAGAAGUGAAGUUGUUUAUACGACAGAAAACCUGGAUGAACAAGAACAAGUGCUCAAACUUUGUAACAGACGCAACCAAAUGGCCUCCUCGCCAUUUUAUUAUUAGCAUAACAGUGUAAAUGUUUCAUUUUAUUUAUUUUUUUGGUACCACAAUCUCUCACGUGCAUCAUUAUGAAUACAUACUGUACAUCAAGCAUUUGUGAGCUCUCUGACUCUUUUUAAAAGAGAAUCUGAAAGAUUUGGACCAUUAGAAUGCAAAUCGAUACAAAAAUGAGAAAUGGAAGCAGGUUAUUUUAGGAUUCGUAAAACAUCUUCUUUGUGACGGUGGUACC